Lolium rigidum is the source of this 1029-nucleotide messenger RNA. Its product is annotated as BTB/POZ and MATH domain-containing protein 2-like. The transcript has 2 exons. The record is from RefSeq and is a predicted model, not a curated record. Bases 1 to 1029 code for a protein of 342 amino acids. Gene Ontology annotation, molecular function: protein binding. Gene Ontology annotation, biological process: protein ubiquitination. NCBI's taxonomy places the organism in Eukaryota, Viridiplantae, Streptophyta, Magnoliopsida, Poales, Poaceae.
AUGGCUGCCACAAGGACGGUAUCGACGUGUAUCCCGGUGAAGACGCAGGGCAGCCAUGUGUUCAGGAUCUUCGGGUACAGCCAGCACAAGGGAAUCGGCGUAGGAAAGUUCAUCAGGUCCGGCGCCUUCUCCGUCGAUGGCCACGACUGGGCCAUCCGCUUCUAUCCGGACGGGUUCAGCCAAGGCAGCUCACAUUGCAUCUCGGUUUAUCUCGAGCUUUUGAGCAAGGACGCCAAGAGCACCGGGUUGGCUUCUUCGUUGCACAAGACCGAUCCGAGGAUGUUCAACGAAAAUGACAGCAGCAAAUUUGCUCCCCAAGAAGGGUCAUUUAUAUCACGGCACGUGUUCGAAGCUUCGGCUAACUUACGGGACGAUCACAUGGAGAUCGAGUGCGUCGUCACCGUCAUGAAAGAUGCGCGGGUGUCUGAAACCAAACCGUGCCCCAGAAUCGAGGUGCCGCAGCCCGACAUCACAGCGCAUCUUGGCAAGCUGCUGGAAGCAAAGGAGGGGGCGGAUGCCACGUUCAGCGUUCGCGGAGAGACUUUCGCGGCACACAAGAUCGUGCUCGCCAUGCGGUCCCCGGUGUUCAGAGCAGAGCUCUACGGGCCGAUGAGGGAGACGGCAGCAGAGCUCAUACAAAUCGAGGACAUGCAGCCUCAUGUCUUCAGGGCUCUGCUCCACUUCAUCUACACCGAUUCACUGCCUGACAUGGAUGGGCUGGAAGGAGAUGACCACAGAGAGAUGAUCCGGCACCUACUUGUGGCUGCGGACCGGUAUGCCAUGGACAGGCUGAAGGUGGUAUGCCAGAGCAUUCUUUCUGAGAAGAUCGAUGUGCAGACUGUGGCAACUACGUUAGCUUUAGCUGAUCAGCACAACUGCCACAUGCUUAAGGAUGCUUGCCUUGAAUUUAUCAACUCGUCCACUAUGGAUGAUGUAGCGUCUACACAAGGGUUUCUGGAUCUCAAGAAGACUUGCCCCUCAGUCUUGGUCGAUGUAUUGUUGAAGAUGAGAACGCUCAGCAAAUCAUAG